Molecule: messenger RNA, 494 nt
Organism: Oreochromis niloticus (Nile tilapia)
Lineage: Eukaryota; Metazoa; Chordata; Actinopteri; Cichliformes; Cichlidae
Product: NACHT, LRR and PYD domains-containing protein 12-like
Exons: 4
Coding region: 36-494 (152 amino acids)
Source: RefSeq, a predicted model, not a curated record
AGAAAUACUCUGCUUCAGAGGAGGCUCUUCUGUGAAUGCUGCCAGUGGUCAAAGCCUCCAACAAAGCUCUACUGAGCAGCUGUAACGUCUCAGAGGAAGGCUGUGAAAUUUUAUUGUCAGUGGUCAGCUCCCAGUCCUGUAGUCUGAGAGAGCUGGACCUGAGUACCAACAGCCUGAAGGCUUCAGCAGUAAAGCUUCUGUCUGCUGCAGUGGAGAGUCCACACGCCAAACUGAAUAUUCUGAGACUUAACAUCUGUGAACUCUCAGAGGAAAACUGUGAAGCUCUGUCCUCAGUUCUCAGCUCACAGUCCUCUAGUCUGACAGAGCUGGACCUGAGUAUCAGAAAGCUGCAGGAUUCAGGAGUGAAGCUUCUCUCUGCUGGACUACAAAGAGAGCAGCUGGGCAUCCAGUGGAAGUGUGAUGGAAAUCAAAAUUUUGAAUUGGAUUCGGUGCAGUCACGUUACUAUCAGCUGCACGGAAAUAGCUGUAAGUAA